This is a messenger RNA of Funneliformis caledonium, 123 nucleotides long. The record is from the annotation of a GenBank genome assembly. Lineage: Eukaryota; Fungi; Glomeromycota; Glomeromycetes; Glomerales; Glomeraceae.
AUGUCAAAAGCAUAUGAUCAAGUAAAUAUUUAUAUGCUCAGAAAGGCUAUAGAAAGACUACUUUCUACCAGAAGUCUCAGCUCUCUUAUUAUCAUCUCACCCUUAUUAGGCUAUCAAAGCUGA